Galeopterus variegatus (Sunda flying lemur) is the source of this 1707-nucleotide messenger RNA. It is a transcript of the gene TMEM219, whose product is annotated as transmembrane protein 219. Bases 759 to 1577 code for a protein of 272 amino acids. The record is from RefSeq and is a predicted model, not a curated record. The transcript is spliced from 5 exons. NCBI's taxonomy places the organism in Eukaryota, Metazoa, Chordata, Mammalia, Dermoptera, Cynocephalidae.
GUGACACCUGCAUUUCCGUGGCUCCCUCCUCUUCCCCCCACCCUAUAUGUUUAUCUCCUCGCUUUCCAGAUGUUCCUUUUAAUCAGGCUGUCGCUUCUUGCGUGUGGAAAAGCACUUCACGUGGAGCAGGAGACGGGUUUCAGACCUGGGCCUUACCACUCUUAACGUUGAAGUCCCCGAGCCUCAGUUUCACCCAGAGUAUUUUUGCCUUGCCUCACCUGGUUUUGAGGAUCAGUAUGACGGAGAGAGAGGAAAUGGACAUUUAUUGAGUUCCUCCAUGGCCAAGUACCAUGCAGACUGCUUUAUCAGCCACGUUUAAUUUUCAUUACUUGGUGUUCCUAGAGCUCCCAUUUCACAGUUCUUAAGCUCACAGAGGUUAACUGACCUGGUCUCACAUAGCUGGUGAGUGAGUAGCAGGGAGGGAGUCGGACCUAGCUAUUUAGCUCCAAGGCGAAGUUCUCCUCAGACACUUCCCAUGUCUGGGCUCAGCCAAACCCUAGCCCCAAAGCAGCUGCUUCCUAUUUCUUUGGCUGAGAAUUCUCCCUUUCAGGUUCCUUUUUUUCAGCAGAGCGCUCUGCUCUGCUUCUGCCUUGAUUACUUCCGAAAUGAAAUGCAGCAAACAUUUAUUGAGUGGUGCCGAGAGAUUAACUUUUGGAGUCAAAAGCCUUGGAUUCUUGUCCUGGCUCUGCCACUAAUUGGCUGCGUGGUAUUGAACAAGUCCCUUGUCUUCUCUGAGCUUUAGCUUCCCUUUGCAUAAAAUGGGUGAGUGCCCUCUGACCAGAAGGAUCUUGUCCCGUUUUCCCUCCCUGUCCUCCAGCAGGCUCUGCGUGGACGCCCAGACCCCUCUGCUCCCCAUGGGCAACUGCCAGGCAGGGCACAACCUGCAUCUAUGUCUGACCCACCACCCACCUCUGGUCUGUGCCACCUUGAUCCUGCUGCUUCUUGGCCUCUCUGGCCUGGGUCUUGGUGGCUUCCUCCUUACCCACAGGACUGGCCUGCGCAGCCCUGACAUCCCUCAGGACUGGGUCUCCUUUUUUAGAUCUUUUGGCCAGCUGACCCUGUGCCCCACGAAUGGGACAGCCACAGGGAAGUGGCAAGAGUCUCACGUCGUGGGCUUACUGACCACCUUGAACUUCAGAGAUGGUCCAGACAGGAACAAAACCCAGACAUUCCAAGCCACAGUCCGGGGUAGUCAGAUGAGAUUGAAAGGAUCCUUUGCUGAAAAGAUGGUCCUCAUCACAGCCAGGGUGAACAAAGAAAGGACCCUAGGAACCUGCCUAUAUUUUAGUGCUGCCCCAGGAAUCCUGCCUACCAGCCAGCCACCCAUAUCCUGCUCUGAGGAGGGGGCGGGAAAUGCCACACUGAGCCCUAGGAUGGGUGAGGAGUGUGUCAGGGUCUGGAGUCACGAAGGCCUUGUGCUUACCAAGCUGCUCACCUCGGAGGAGCUGGCUCUGUGUGGCUCCAGACUGCUGGUCUUGGGCUCCUUCCUGCUUCUCUUCUGUGGCCUUCUCUGCUGUGUCACUGCUGUGUGCUUCCACCCGCGCCGGGAAUCCCACUGGUCUAGAACCCGGCUCUGAGGGCACUGGCCUAGUACCCACCAUGUUCAGGUGUGAAUCAACUUCUGGGGCCUUGGUUAUGAGUUGAAAGCAAUGUUACAAAAAGUGAAGAGCUGGAAUGUGGGGGAAAUAAAAGGCUUGUUUUCCCAGA